GGUAGUUCAGUAUUGACAACCACAGAAAUUAACGUUGGUUCUUACUCAUUGUAAAUUAUCACCGAAAAAAAGCAUAUCGUUAUCUCGCACUUUAAAUUAUUUUCUUAAGGUCCUAGAGUAAAAAAUGUUCCGAAAUUUCUUCUCACUAAUUUUCCUCUUUCCAUUGUUAAGGUUGUCCGCAUCUACGAUUUGGCCACAACCCAAACACGUGUCCAUCGACACUUCAAACUCAAUAUCCAUCCCGUUAUCUUGUGAUGUUAAUCUACUCCUGAAUUCUCUACGGAGAACAUUCCCAUCAAAAGCAAAGUGCAUGAUUACACAAGCUUUUGAACGUGCUUCGAAGAAUUUCAAAAGCCAAGUCCCAUCUCCGUCUUAUAAUUGUGCUGUAAACCCAUUAAAUAUUAAUCUUUUAGUGACGAAUCCAUCAUAUCAAAGUGUAAACCCAAGCAAGGAUUCCGUUUCUCAAGAAUCAUACAAAAUUACAAUCAAUCCACAAUCAGAGAUUUUUAUUGAGGCUGCGACAACAAUCGCCGCACUUCGCGCAGCUUGGACAUUUUUUCAGAUUCCGACAAACCCAUCCAGAUUCAUACAACAUCCCAUCUCCAUCAGAGAUGAACCUACGUUCAUCUACCGUGCAAUUAUGAUGGACACGACAAGGUCAAUCAGUGUUACAGAGGGACAGCGCCAUCCAAUUAUUCGCCUUUACGAAAUGAUUGACCGGAUGGAAGUCGUCAAGAUGAAUAUCCUCCAUUGGCAUCUAACGGACACGGAUGGUCUCUCCUUUCAAGUGGAUAAUGUAAAUGUGACGUCGCCAUAUUCAGUCGACGAAAUUAAGAAAGUUGUGCAAUACGGACUGGAUCAUGGAAUUACUGUUUUGCCAGAAGUGGACAUCAUGGGCCAUAGCGGAACCGUGUGGGGGAGACAGACAAAUAUACCAUCAUUCGCCCCUUGGGAUUGUCCCUACCAAUUCAACCUGGACUCACCCCAGGCUACACAAUUUAUCACAAAUCUCUUUAAAAAUAUGACGACAAAGAUAUUUACGAAUUGCCCAAUCCUUGCCACCGGACAGGACGAAGUAGCUCCAUGUGGAAAUAAUUAUGUUCGAGAUGCCACAGCGCUGCAGAAUAAAUUGGGCCAAAUUGCGAAGAAUGCAGGAAAAAGGGUGCUCGUUUGGGGGGACACUAUUCUCGAACAAGGGCUAAUCUUUGACUCGAGAAUUACAUUGGUAGCGCCGUGGAGGGAGUAUGAAGGCUGCAACGGAUAUGCAGAAGGAGUCAAUAAAUUGGUCGAGAGGGGAUACAAGGUCGUGGUAUACAAUCAAAAUCCGUGGUACAUUGGCAGGGAAACUACGGCAGAGGGACUUUACAGCUACAAUCCUUUGGAUGGAGUACAGCCAAGCAAUGUGGGAGCAGUUCUUGGGGGAGCGGUGUCACUGUGGGAACCUUCGCUGAGAGAUUUGGAGCAUGGAUCAAUAUUCUGGCCAAUGUCUGCCGCAGUGGGUGAAGUUUUGUGGUCAGGAUCCCGUCAAGGGGGCGAGUUUAAUGAGGAAAGAUACGAUAAGAUUUCAACAUUUCUUAGAAAUGUUCCUGCUUCCGUGGUGUCGAUGGUAAUUUGCAAAUAGGUAAAUACAUAUUUCCAAAGUCUCAUGAAUUUUUUUGGCCUUGUGAAUUUUACAUAAGAGCGAAUAAAACUUUCUGCAUAAUUGUUAUCUAAAAAAAUUCUGUGGAUGAAUAUAAAUGAGUAUGUAAUGACAGAUUAUCUAUUAUUUGUUCGUCAUUUUUACUUAUUUUUGCAAUUACAGAUUUGUAAAAUUCCAACUAAAAUUAAUAAAAGCACAUCGACUUUAGUAAGGUUAUGUAGUAUUAAAUGCGUACCCGUGUACGUAAUUAUAAGUUCAGUGAAGGUUACUCAUGGUUAAAGUUAAUCAAUACUUAUAAUAUUAAAUUUGCGCGUGGAUAACACAUUAUUAGAUAAACUCACAGCCUGCCCCCUUUUCGUAAAACUAACCUUUAAAUAAACCAUUUAAUUCGACCCAUAUAACAUAUAAUUUACUUCGCUGGCGGCUUUACUACCGGCAACUCAUCACACACAGUCAUUGAAAAAGUUAAAAAUAUAUUUAGUUUCUACAUUAUAUUUCUGUAAUUAAUGGGACUUCGUUGCAAUCAAUAAUCGGACUGUGCCUCUCGCAAUAGAAAUAAGGUACAUAAGUGCAGUCUUUGGCGUAAUGCAGUAAAAUAUCCCAAAUUGUACUCCGAUUGGUUUGCAUGAUGAAAUAAAUCGCUUAAAAUACUC
This is a messenger RNA of Folsomia candida, 2292 nucleotides long. RefSeq names its product beta-hexosaminidase 1. Gene Ontology annotation, cellular component: membrane. Gene Ontology annotation, molecular function: beta-N-acetylhexosaminidase activity. The record is from RefSeq and is a predicted model, not a curated record. Lineage: Eukaryota; Metazoa; Arthropoda; Collembola; Entomobryomorpha; Isotomidae. Gene Ontology annotation, biological process: glycosaminoglycan metabolic process; carbohydrate metabolic process. Bases 125 to 1621 code for a protein of 498 amino acids. The transcript has a single exon.